This is a messenger RNA of Sipha flava (yellow sugarcane aphid), 1455 nucleotides long. RefSeq lists its product as uncharacterized. The coding region runs from base 1 to 1455 and encodes 484 amino acids. The record is from RefSeq and is a predicted model, not a curated record. The transcript has 3 exons. NCBI's taxonomy places the organism in Eukaryota, Metazoa, Arthropoda, Insecta, Hemiptera, Aphididae.
AUGGAUCAAUGUUCAAUAGUUAUUAGAUACGUUUUUCACGGUACAAUUAAUGAAAAAUUAAUUGCUGUAAAGUGUGUUCAUAAUUCAAGUGGUAAAGGUAUGGCUGAACUGCUAAAAGAGGAAUUGAUUUCUGUUGGCUUGGAUUUAACGAAAUGUAUAAGAAAUUCUACUGAUGGAGCGUCCAAUAUGCGAGGAGUAUAUAAUGGUUUCACUUCAUAUUUAAGUAAAUUAUCGCCUGAACAAGUUCAUGUUUGGUGUCAUAGUCACGUUUUAAAUCUUGUUAUUUGCGAUACAACAAGAAAUCCUGUCCAAGUAACAUCAUUUUUUACUUUAUUAAAUAGUUGUGCGGUAUUUUUCAAAGAAUCAUAUUUGAGGAUGGAUAUUUGGAAUGAAGUUAGCAAGACAAAUUCAGAUAACAGUCGAAAUAAGCGUCUUCAAACCAUUGGGGAAACUAGAUGGUCAUCAAAACAGACUGCUGUUGAGAGAAUUUUCGGAACAUUUGGAGAUCCAAAAAGUUCUAUAUAUGUAGACUUGAUAAUUGCUUUCACUAAAGUUGUUCAAGGGGAAAAAUUUAAACCUGAUAUAAGAGCAAAAGCAAACAAUUAUUUAGAUUUACUAUUACAGUAUGAGACUAUUUUGACAGCACACAUAUUUAUGAAUGUUUUUAGUAUAACGGGCCCACUAUCUAGAUAUCUACAAACCAGUGGAUUAGACCUUCUGAAAUGUCAACUAAUGGUAAAAUCUGCACUGAGUCAAAUAGUUAAGUACCAAAGAGAUAUGGAAAAUAUUAUAGCUAAAAGUGAUACAUUUGUCGAAUGGGUAAAUAAUCAACUAGAAUUGCAAGAUUUGGAUAAUGCAAUUUAUCUCCAAGAACAAUUCGAAAUCAAACGAUUAAGGAAAAGAAAACGAAUGACUGAUGAAUUAUUAAACGAUGACCCAAUUAAUGAUGCGAAACAAAAAUAUACUGUUGAAGUUCAUAAUCAGGUGAUGGAUAGAAUAGUUGAAAGUAUGAAUUCAAGAUUUGUAAACAAUAGUCCUUUAUACAUGGAUUUAUCACUUCUAUCCCCAGUCAACUUUAAUAGUUUUAAACAUGUCAGUGAUAAUUUGGAAGAAUUCUAUCAAAAAUUAAGAGAAGAAUUAGUAAGUUUUAGUAAUAAUUGGGAUAACUUAAAAAAAUCAGUUGAAGACGAAUAUGAUUUUGAAAAUUUCGAUUCAGAAGAUGAAUAUCAAGAAGCUGAAGAAACUGCCGGAUUAAAUAUGACCUCAUGUGAGAGGUCAUUUUCAACUCUAAAAUUCAUAAAAAAUCGAUUACGAAAUACUCUAACUAAUGAGUAUUUGGAAGCGUUUAUGUUGAUGUCCGUGGAAAAGCGAACAUUAGUAUCUAUAGAUGACGAUAUUAUAAUCGACAGAAUUGGGGAAACUAGUGAAGUUAUGAAAAAAGACCUAAUUAUGUAA